AUGGAUUCAUCAACUGAUGAUAUCGUCAAAGAAAUCCCUGGUGUAAUUCGAGUAUACAAAAAUGGCCGAGUCCAAAAACUCCUCGCUACCAAUGUUGUUCCCGCCGGUCUCGAUCCUUCCUCCGGCGUUCAAUCCAAAGACGUCUUAUUCUCAUCCGAUAAAACUCUCUCCGCUAGGCUUUACAUUCCCAAAUCCACGAAUGCCGUUACUAGAAAACUCCCCCUUCUUAUCUACUACCACGGCGGCGCAUUCAUCGUCGCAACCGCCGCUUCCCGCAUCUACCACAACUUUUUAAACCUCAUCGCAGCGGAAUCCAAUGUGGUCAUAGUUUCCGUUGACUACCGAACGGCGCCAGAGCAUCCCGUCCCCACCUGCUUUCAAGAUUCCUGGGAAGCAAUCAAGUGGGUGGAGCAACAUGUUAACCAAAAUGGUCCCGAGCAAUGGCUUAACAAAUACUCUGAUCUCGGUCGUGUAUUCUUCUGCGGCGACAGUACGGGUGCCAAUAUCGCCCAUCACAUGGGCAUCCGGAUUGGGACUGAAAAUCGGAGCGGGGGCAUUUAUCUACAAGGGAUAAUACUGCUCCACCCGUACUUUUGGGGAAAGGAUCGCGUCGGGUCUGAACCGCGCCAACAUCCAUUGAUGAGAGUGAUAAGGGAUUUAUGGUUGUUUGCCCACCCGGAUACGAUCGGGUUAGAUGACCCGUUAAUUAACCCGGCAUUGGAUCCGAAAGUGGCGGAUCUUGGAUGCUCCAGGGUGUUGGUUUGUGUUGGAGAGAAGGAUAUAUUGAAGGAUAGGGGAUGGUAUUACAAAAUGAUUUUGAGGAAAAACGGGUGGAGAGGAGAUAUAGAAAUUUUGGAAGAUAAAGGGGAAGUGCACACGUUUUUUCUAUUUAAACCUUGUUCUCAAAAUGCUUGUAAUUUGCGCAACAGAAUUCGUACUUUUAUCAAUCGCAUCAAAGCCAAGGUCUAA
This is a messenger RNA of Cynara cardunculus var. scolymus (artichoke), 969 nucleotides long. RefSeq names its product probable carboxylesterase 12. Lineage: Eukaryota; Viridiplantae; Streptophyta; Magnoliopsida; Asterales; Asteraceae. The transcript has a single exon. Gene Ontology annotation, molecular function: hydrolase activity. Bases 1 to 969 code for a protein of 322 amino acids. The record is from RefSeq and is a predicted model, not a curated record.